This is a messenger RNA of Striga asiatica, 336 nucleotides long. The record is from the annotation of a GenBank genome assembly. NCBI's taxonomy places the organism in Eukaryota, Viridiplantae, Streptophyta, Magnoliopsida, Lamiales, Orobanchaceae.
AUGAUCGCUGAUUCUAGGUCUUUAAGACACCGCAGUCAAGGUUACGUUUCUUACGUCGUAGAUAGUGAAUUGGAGAAGCGAACAAACAUGCGCAGCAGUAGCAAUGAUGCAGAUAGAAGAACUUGCAAAAGAGGUCAAAAAUCAAAAAAUACAUACAGUCAGAGAUAUGGAUACACAGAUCGAGAAAACACAAUUAACCUUUCACCAGAAACUCUAUUUCAUAAUCCAGGUCUGUCAUUUGUAGAUGAUGUGUACCUUUCUUUUGUGCGUAAUCUGUGCAAUUCAGUUGUUGUGUUGUUAUCCUUGCCUCCAUCCACAUUUACAUGCAUACAAUAA